Scylla paramamosain (green mud crab) is the source of this 3570-nucleotide messenger RNA. RefSeq names its product ankyrin homolog. Gene Ontology annotation, molecular function: protein binding. NCBI's taxonomy places the organism in Eukaryota, Metazoa, Arthropoda, Malacostraca, Decapoda, Portunidae. The transcript has a single exon. The coding region runs from base 255 to 1835 and encodes 526 amino acids. The record is from RefSeq and is a predicted model, not a curated record.
CGGUGUUGGCAUGGCAGUGUUGUUGGGAUGGCGCGGUGAGGGGGAGGGGGCACUGAGGUGGUGGGGCGAGGAAGGGUUGGGGUGAUCAGGUAGGUGCUGGUGGGGCAGGUGUAGUGAUGGUGGUGGUGACAGGCGGUGCAGGGCAGGGGUAUAUAUAGCCGCGGGGCGUGAGGGCGUGGGGCCGAGGCGUGUUGGCAGUGCGCCGCGCAGUGAGCGCCGGCAGGGUGCAGUGUUGUGGUGAGACGGCCUGUGCCAUGCUGCCCCUCGGCCCUGCCCUUAGGAGCAGCCUGGCGGGGGCGUCGCAGCAGGCGGCCCCCGAGGGGGACGAGGCCGCGCGUGUGGCCCGCGCCUUCGCGACUUGUGACGAGGCGGCGGUGCGGGCGUGGCUGCAGCGCGGCGGGGAUCCCAAUCUGGUGCUGGCGGGGGGCUACACGCCCCUCACCUUCCUGGUGUGCAACUCUGACUCUGACCGCUGGGAGGCCGUGGCGCGCCUGUUGCUGGAGGCGGGGGCGUCACCCCACACCCGCGCCCCCAAGGGCACGCCGCUGUUGACACUGCUGGUAAAGUCGUGCAGCACGGACCUGGUGCGGCUGGCGCUGGAGCUGGGCGCCGAGGUGGACGUGCACGGCCCUGACGGGGACACGCCGCUGCUGUGCGCCGUGCACUACCGCCAGGUGGACACGCUCAAGGUGCUGCUGGAGCGCGGCGCGAACCCCAACGUGACCUCGCGGGACGGCAACGCGGCGCUCAUGUGGGCGGCGGGGCGCAGCGACGGCAUCGGCAUGCAGCAGUCCCUGGCGUGCGUGCGCGUGCUGCUGGCCCACGGCGCCGACCCAAACUUCAGGAAUCCGCGGGGCUACACGCCGCUUAUGGCGGCUGCCAUCAUUCGCGAGCGAAACGCCGUGCACGCCUUGCUGGCGGCGGGCGCCGCGCCGGACACGCCUGACACCAAGGGCGAGACGGCCCUCAUCAAGGCGUCACAGGCUGACGCCGUGGGCGUGGUGGAGGAGCUGCUGACGGGCGGCGCCGACGUGAACGCCCGCACUGAGGCAGGCAGCACGGCGCUGAUGAGCGCCUCGUCCAUUGAAGCCGUGACGCUGCUGCUGCAAAAGGGCGCCCGGCCAGACGUGGCGGCCAGCGACGGCACCACCGCCCUGCACCUCCAGGCUGUGGAGGGGCGCCCCGAGCAGGUGCUGCGCCUGCUGGAGUACGGCGCCGAGCUGGAGGCGCGGGACGGCCAGGGCAACACGGCCCUGCACGCCGCGGUGCGCUGCACUAGUCACGCCGUGGCGGGGCUGCUGAUCGACGCGGGGGCGCAGGUGGACGUGUGCAAUGACGUGGGCGCCACGGCGGUGCACGAGGCGGUGGUGGCGUGGGACUACUUCAACACCAUCGACAUUUUCCCCGCCCUCAACACGCCCGCCCUGCGCGCCGAGCUGGUACACUACAUCGCCGAGAACGCCGCGGGCUCCCAGAGGAUGCUGGCCACGCUGUUGCAGGAGGGCGCCGACCCGGGCCGGGCCGGUCAGGGUGGCGUGACGCCUCUCAUGCUGGCGGCCGCCUCGGGGCAGGAGGGACUGUCGCGGCUGCUGCUGGAGGCGGGGGCGGCGCCGGAUGAAUGUGACGACGCGGGACGAACGGCGCUGGCGUACGCGUGCCGCUGGGGCCACGAGGAGCAGGUGCAGCUGCUGCUCUCCUGGGACAGCCCCGUCAACACCCUGGACCGCCACAACAACCUGCCAGUGUACUACGCCGCUCGCCCCGCCCACAUGCCCAUCCUGCUGGCCCUCAUGGUGCCCCUCGCCUUCUACAUGUGCUCCCGCGCCCCCUCCUGACGCUGCAUUCCCUCCUGACGCGUCCCUCACGCCCGCGAGGACAGGGGCGGCUUGCUGCGUUGCCUUAUUCUCUCCACGCAGCGCCGCGGCCUGGGGAAGGCGGGCGGCGCGGCAGCAAGUUACAGCCGCGGUGCCGCCACGCACACGCCCACUCCGCGCCCGCGCCCCUGCAAGGAAGGAAGGAGUUUUAUUAUAUUUAUAGUCUUCUCAAUGAAGAAACAAGAUGGCCGAAUGGUAAUGAUAGCAAUAAUAAUAAUAACUAAUCUAUUUUAUUGUACCAUCAUUGCGACACCCCUAAACUGAAACACGACACGGUAACACCACAAGACUAACACCAGUACGCCAACACGCACCAGGACCCGCACCGCCACACACCGCCGCUUCAUCACCACCACUCAACACAGCGUAGUGCAAGUUACUGUGCCCCAGAGCUGCCGUCAUGGUCACCCAAGGACUCUACAUCAUCACUGGAGGAAACACCCAUGAGCUGACCAUCUCCUCGACCUUUGAAAGUAAUGCUGAUGAGUCUGAGGUGUGUGUUAAUACAAAGCCAGGUGUUGGAGCGUACCUGACGGAGAUUAGCUCACCUGUGUAUCACCUGUAGCAUCGCCUGUAGCACCUGACACGCCAACCACCUCCUGCAGGGACGGAACGCGGCCACCUGCCCCGCCCACCUGGCCAGGGCGCCCACAGACACGCCCACACCUGCCUCGCUGCUGCUCACGUGCGGAAUCAAGGACCAGGGAUCGUGAGACUCAUCUUCAUUAUCAUUUUCCUCAUUUUCUUCAGGGAAGGUGCGGUUAUAUCCGGAUUUCUGAGGGUUUCUGAAGCUAUCCUGAUUUUUCUGAUGAUUUGGCUCAGGAAAAGUGUGGAUAUCCAGAUUUUUCUGAGGAUUUGGUCCAGGAAAAGUGUGGAUAAUCCGAUUUUUCUGAGGACUUGAUUCAGGAAAAGUGUGGCUAUUCUGAUUUUUCCGAAGAUUUGGCUCAGGAAAAGUGUAAAUAUUCUGAUUUUUCUGAGGAUUUGGCUCAGGGAAAGUGUGGAUAUUCCGACUUUUGUGUCUGUUUGCUUCAGAAAAGUAGUAAUUUAUGUUUUCCUGAUUAUCUGAUUCAGGAGAAGUUUGGUAGUCUUUAUUUUUCUGAUGAGUUGGCUCAGAAAAAGCGUGGUAAUUCUGACUUUUCUGAUUGUGUACAGGAAAAGUGAAAUUCUGACCUGCUUUCUUUAUACUACCGCUAUUUUUCUGAUAUUUCUCGUCACCUCGGACAGACAAAGUGCUGUGUUGAGUAAAUAUCUUCGUAUUACUGAAGUUUUUCACAUUUUCAUCACCAAAAUCAAGCGAAAUUAUUAAGUUCUGGUCAGAUUUCCCGACAUUAGUACAGUCAUCCUUAAGAUUCACGUUUUCUGUUUUAAGAUGCUGUUUUCUAUCAGUUUUUAGUGGUAAGCUAAUAUAUUCUGCCUCCUCAGUUACUACCUUUAAAAUAUCAGAUAUCACAUCAUUAGCCACAGAUCUUACGUGUCUACCGUUUAUGUCAUUGUUGUUGUUGUUAUUAUUAUUGUUGUUAUUGUUGUUGUUGUUAUUAUUAUUGUUGUUGCUGUUGAUGGUGAUGACAGUGGUGAUGAGCUGAAGCAAUAUUAGAAGCAGGUUCAUGAAGCCAAAAUAAGAGAAAGUUUGGUGAGGUGGUGCGCAGUGCGAUGCUCCUCUUGACGCAGCUACCCAGUCGUCCAUUUUCUAUUAAAA